AAUGGUUGUGGUACCCGAUAUAGUUAGGUCUAUUCCACAUUGGAAAAUUCUCGAAAUGCGGCAACAGACACAGUUCUUGUGGAGCACUUAUUUCUCAUCUGUCGACAAGAUCGUCAUGACGACGCUAGAGAUAAUAAAGGAACGUAUUGACACGCAAGCGGCAACACGUUCCAAGUGGGUUUGGAAUGUCGCUCCGGGAGCUUUGGCCACACUUCCCGAUUUUUCAGAAUCUCUAAAGGACUAUCCUUUUUUUAGGCGACGUUUACGCCUCCAUUCGACCAAAAAUUUUACAGCAGUCAUAUACGUUUCAUCGGAGCAAUCAAGUGUUUCGCCAUUAAUCAGACUUAUAAAACGCUUAUCAAAGUCAACGCAUUUAACCAAAAUUUUAUUACUAUGGAACAAGAGUACGGCUCCAUUUCGAUUACGUAGGAACUUUGCAAACGUAAAAGCUAAUAUAAUUCUCAAAGUAAUCAACCACGUUAACGAACGCUUCUACCCACACGAAGAAAUCGACACGGACGCUGUGUUGAGUUUAGACGAAGAUGCCUUAUUGAUAACGGACGAGAUCGAUUUUGCAUUCUCCGUCUGGCAAGAGUUUCCCGAUCGGAUCGUUGGCUAUCCGGCUCGAAGUCAUUAUUGGCAUGAGGCCAGGGAACAGUGGAUGUACUCAUCGGCUCAAAAACAUCACUUCUCAAUGGUGCUAACCUACGCUUCAUUUUAUCAUAAAUAUUAUAAUUAUCUUUAUACUCAUUCGCUCCAUACACCGCUGUUCAACAUUGUCUCUACUGCUCCACAUUGUACACAUAUACUCAUGAACUUUCUCGUUAGUCACGUAACAAAACGUCCGCCAAUUAAGGUCUUACAACGUAAGAUUUCUACGGCUAACGAACGUAUGCAACCAUCCGAAUCAUGGAUGAUGGAACGCUCAGCCGAUUUCGUCGACAGUCAGAGUUGUAUGUUAAAUAUAACCAAAAUAUUUGGUUAUAUGCCGCUCAAAAAUUCUCAAGUUCGUAUUGAUCCUCUCCUUUAUAAGGACCACGUAUCGAAACACCGAAAGAAAUAUAAAACUGUCGAAAAUAUUACGUGGAAUUGA
This is a messenger RNA of Dimorphilus gyrociliatus, 1093 nucleotides long. The record is from the annotation of a GenBank genome assembly. Lineage: Eukaryota; Metazoa; Annelida; Polychaeta; Dinophilidae.